AAACUAAAAGUCAAACUCCGUUUGUCAUAUUAAUUACUUUAUACACUCGCUACUUUGAUAAGCUGCAUAGCAAAGCCCAUAUAGAUAGGCAGGAGGAUGAGAUAACAUCAAAACCAACACCAACACGCGGGCCGAGGCUCACCAUUUCCACAGAACCAUGUGCACCUUAGAGAAGCGUGGAAACCUCUUCUUCCUCACUCUCACCGGCGACGACGACCACCGUCUAAGUCCGGCCGUCAUCGAUUCCCUCAUCUCCUCUCUCUCUCAGGUCGCCUCCCAAGCCACCCGCGGUUCCGUCCUCAUCACCACCGCACAGGGCAACAGGUUCUUCUCCAACGGCUUCGAUCUCGCCUGGGCCCAAUCCGCAGGCUCCAAAUCAGUCGCUGCGGACCGUCUCCACCAGAUGGUCGUCUCCUUCAAACCGGUUGUCGGAGCUCUUCUCUCUCUUCCGAUGCCAACCAUCGCCGCCUUACCCGGCCACGCCGCUGCCGGAGGAUUCCUCUUCGCUCUCUGCCACGAUUACAUCCUCAUGAGGAGCGAUAGAGGCGUGCUGUACAUGAGCGAGGUGGACUUGGGGCUUCCGUUCCCGGAUUACUUCACGGUGGCGAUGAGGUCGAAGAUCGGAUCGGUGUCGGCUCGGAGGGACGUGAUGCUGGGAGGGAUGAAGAUCAGGGGCGAGGAAGCUGUGAGGAUGGGGAUCGUGGAUUCGGCGCACGAUAGCGUGGAGAGCACGGUGGAGACUGCGGUGCGCCUGGGGGAGAAGUUGGCGUCGAGGAAGUGGGACGGUGAAGUGUACGCCAAGAUUAGGAAGGGGUUGUACCCGGAGUUAUGUGGCGUGCUUGGAUUGGCUGCCAAAGUCAUUACUCCGAAGCUUUGACAACAAAAUUCUUUUUUUUUUUUUUUUUUUUUUUGCUAAAUAGAAACGGUUUACAAAACCCAAAAUGCCCAAAGGCUAACUGCCUACAAAGGGGAGAUAGGUGGUAAGCCACUCUCCUGGGCAACAAAAAAAGGAUAAACCAGGGAAAACAAUCCAGUUUAAUAUGACCUACAAGGCUUUUUUCCUGACACCAUUUGCUGACAAAAUGGGCUACACAAUUUCUUUCUCUAGGGAUCCAUGCAAAACGAACAUCUUUGAAACAGGUUUUUAGCCGGAUAAUAGUUUCUAGAAUUCCAUCUGCCAACCAGUGGUUUGAAUGAAAGGCUUGGUCGUUUAUGUUAUCAAUGGCUGUCUUAUUUUAUCUAAGACAAUUAUCUGCUUUUAAUUGCUUUUAUUUAGAUACUGGAAUAAGACCCUCUUUUUCUACAUAA
This is a messenger RNA of Ziziphus jujuba (common jujube), 1308 nucleotides long. RefSeq names its product enoyl-CoA delta isomerase 2, peroxisomal-like. Gene Ontology annotation, cellular component: peroxisome. NCBI's taxonomy places the organism in Eukaryota, Viridiplantae, Streptophyta, Magnoliopsida, Rosales, Rhamnaceae. Gene Ontology annotation, biological process: fatty acid beta-oxidation. The transcript has a single exon. Gene Ontology annotation, molecular function: delta(3)-delta(2)-enoyl-CoA isomerase activity; enoyl-CoA hydratase activity. The record is from RefSeq and is a predicted model, not a curated record. The coding region runs from base 158 to 877 and encodes 239 amino acids.